Arachis stenosperma is the source of this 1717-nucleotide messenger RNA. RefSeq names its product protein RICE SALT SENSITIVE 3-like. The record is from RefSeq and is a predicted model, not a curated record. The coding region runs from base 129 to 1394 and encodes 421 amino acids. NCBI's taxonomy places the organism in Eukaryota, Viridiplantae, Streptophyta, Magnoliopsida, Fabales, Fabaceae. The transcript has 7 exons.
UUCCCUUCUUGCUACUCAGACUGCAGAGAAAGCAAAGCAUGCGGAGGAGCAUCCUCAACAAUUGGUGCCUGCGGACUAGCACUUAACAAGCACAUACCAGCUUACUGUAAAAUAAUAAGAAGAAGAAGAUGGUGGGGUCAGGAGGUGGUGGUGGUGGAACAGGAGAGAGGAGCAAGGAGGCUGUUGGGAUGAUGGCACUUCAUGAGGCACUCAGAACCGUCUGUCUUAACUCUGACUGGACCUACUCUGUCUUCUGGACCAUCCGCCCACGCCCGAGAGUUAGAGGUGGCAAUGGUUGCAAGGUUGGAGACGAUAACGGCAGCCUGAUGCUGAUGUGGGAAGAUGGGUUCUGCCGAGGAAGGAGUGCAAGUCUGGUGGAAGACAUGGACGGAGGAGGAGAGGAUCCAGUGAGAAAGGCCUUCAGCAAGAUGUCCAUUCAGUUAUAUAAUUAUGGAGAAGGGUUGAUGGGGAAAGUUGCAUCUGAUAAGUGCCACAAGUGGGUCUUCAAAGAGCCCACAGAAUGUGAGCCUAAUAUCUCCAACUACUGGCAGAGCUCCUUUGAUGCUCUUCCUCCUGAAUGGACCGACCAGUUUGAUUCUGGCAUUCAGACUAUUGCUGUAAUUCAAGCUGGACAUGGCCUUCUUCAGCUAGGCUCUUGCAAGAUUAUUCCGGAGGACCUCCAUUUUGUGCUAAGAAUGAGACACACAUUUGAAUCACUUGGCUACCAAUCGGGAUUCUACCUCUCACAACUCUUCUCUUCAACAAGGAACACUUCAUCUUCAACUUCAAUCCCUUCAAAACCAUCUUCCAUUCCAAUUAGGCCUCCAGCACCACUCUUCAACUGGCCUCACAGGCCUUCGCUUCCAUCUUCGGCCGCCUCAAUGCUCUCCUCGCCCAAUUUUGCUGCAUCCAGGAUGGGAUUCCCAAACAAGGACUCUGAGACACACAUGUUUCUCAUGCCACACCAUCACCAAGAGCAUGGUGCAAGGAUUGAGGACAUGAUUGGAACUAACACUACUAGUGGUGAUCAUGAGAAUGAUAUCAAGUGGCCUAAUGGAUUGUCCUUCUUCAAUGCUUUAACCGGCCGAACCCACGAAGCUAACAAGCUAUUGCAGGAACAAGCAUUGAACAUCACUCAUCAGAACCCCAAUUCCGAUUCUUCAAACAUGCAACAAAAUGAGUUCCUCAGCUUGGAAACAGGACACCCUGAAGGUGGUUCUGCUGCUGCAAGGAAAAUGGAUAAGUUCAAGAGGAGCUUCACUUUACCUGCUAGAGUUGUUUCAUCAUCUUCAUCAACUUCCAUGGAUCAACAUCAACAACAAGGUAAUGCUGUGGAGUAUAGGAAUUCAGAUGGACCUAUGUUCCCGGAUGUUAUGGAAACCUUUUUGGAGUGAUCAAUGGAGGGGUUAGAAAACAAAGAAAGAGAAAAAAAUGGGUUAUUUGUAUUCAUUUUAUCUUAUAUACUGAGUCAAUAUGCAUUUUUUAUACUAAUAAUUGAGUGUGGAAAAAUGUAUAUUUGAUCUGUGUAUGAGAUCAAAUGAGUUUUCAUAAUGUUUCUAUAAGAAAAAGAAAAUGAAUUAUUAGAGUAUAUGUAUCUAGGAAAAGCUAUUUGUGUUUCCUUUUUACUUUCACCUCUUUAACUUUGUAUCUUUGUGCUUCUUUUUUCAUCUGUCUUCCACUUAAUGAGACUUGAUUAAUGCUCACUUAAUUUCUUUUA